GUCUGCUAGCACAGGUCUGUAUUGGCAUAUGCAGCGAAGUGUUAUGUUGUAUCUAUAGCUGCAGGACACCAUCGAAUCCUGGAUGAAAGACUGCGGCAGAUCUCUACAAAGGAGUUCUUUGACACCAACGAUACGUUCCCUGAGCCUGACAGUGAGGAGAAGGAUCCCUCAAUAACACAGUCUAACUAUGUUUCUCCACCAGUAGAAGUAACACCUCUCUGUUCAGGCACGAGGACUGUUUCAGAUCCCUGCAGUGACGCACUCAGAGGCAGUGGGACCAUGGAGGUCUCCAGCACUGUAGAUAUUCAGGGCAGAAAUGGAACAAGAAGCCCGCCAAUUGGAGCAUCUGCCGAUACACAGACACAACUGCAGACCUUGUUGGAGGAUCUGGGCUUGAAGCAGCACUACACAAAGAAGCUAACACUGAGCGAAAUACUUCAGAUUGACCUGAAGGCCAUCACUGAUGAACCUGCCAAGUGCCACUCAGAUCUUCCAUGGUAUUUCUUAAAGAAACUCAUGAUGGUUAAUGUGACAGCGAGAAAUUUACUAUCAGAAUGUGAAUCAUCCAAAGAGGGAGCAACAGAAACGAUUGAAUUUGACUUCAGUAAUCUUAGCGACAUUACAGAUUCAGGUGACAUGGUAAACCCCCUUGACGUAAUCACUGCUCUCUUCCUGUGUUCUGAUGGGUUUGUGCAACAGGAAAUGGCCCUCAAAAUGUCCAUGUGUCAGUUUUCUGUGCCUCUCCUGCUUCCAGAUUGUGACACAGAUCAGUGCAAACUCAUGCUUUGGGCCAUGAGAGACAUUGUUAAAACGUACAGACCUCAGUCACUUUUACAAUCCAAGGGUUUUACUGAAGAAAGAAUUGUUCUCUCUGAAAUUCCAAUGAUAUCUUUUGUGAGACUGGGGAAAAGUUCCAUGUCCAAGUCAAAGAUUCUCAAUGAGCUUUUGAGCACUGACUUUUUUAUUCAUCAUGAUAUGAAGUGUGGUAACUCCCCAAGAAAUAUAUCCAAUGGACUGACUGAAAUAACUUGGUACCUUCCCUCUGGCAAAAAAAACAUUGAUAUUUUCAGUGAGCCAGUAGCUGUAGCUAACCUGCGUGGGGACAUUGCUUCAUUUGAAACUCAGUUUUCUUUCUUGUGUCAGACAUCUGCAGCAGUGUUUGUGUUCUUUGACAAUUUGGACCCUGAGUGCAAGCUGCUAACCAACCUCUACCACAAGGCACAGAUGUUUUUGGUCGGUAACCAACAAAGCAAAUGCUUUAAUAUGGAUGCUCUCAAAACAGUAGCAACAAAGUUGGGAUUAACAUCAAACAUCAUUACAAAGACCAAGCAGAAAAAUUAUGCUGACUUUGUCCAAGGUUUGCGGAAGAAAGUCAACAAUGUUAUUGAGAACACAAAGAAGAAGGUGUGCAUUGAGAAGAUGGCUGACAUUGCCCAUGAAUUGGGAAUCUUGGUUGAUGAAGACUGUACAGAGUGUCAGACUGCCAAACUAAAUGCAGACACCAUAACAUCAAAAAUUCAAAACAUCCCUGAAUACAAAGCCACUCAGCUUCCCUUGCAUGGUGAAAUAUGGAAGGAAUUGACAAUUUUAGAGAAGGAGGAAUUUCGACUGAAAAGUCUUGGAUCUGAAGACAUAGAAAUGUACAAAGCAGGGCUUCAGAAAAAGAAAGAAAAACUUCGGAAGAAACAGAGCUCUAAAAACAUGUCAGAUGCCAUGACGUGCUUCAUCACUGCAAUAUCAAGCCAAGGCUUAGAGAGACGUUAUUUUCUGAAAUGGAUGCGAAUGAACCUUGAUAACCUGUCUCGAGAAAAACUGUCUGGCCUCAGAAAGCGGUACAGAGAAAAAUGCAAAGAUGCUGAGAACAAAGAGGCCAUCAAAGUCAUUGAUAAAGAGCUUUCCAACAGCUCACUGGGAACUGAACACUUCUUACGUGAAAUGGGUCAGAUUUAUGAAGCUUCAGUUUCCCUUCCAGAACACGAUCUGUCACGUAAACAACUACAGCAUCUGCCCCAGAUCUGUGCAGGAUUGUUGCUUGAUGGAUUUCCCCUGGAGCUUGUAGAUGGAGAUGCAUCCAACAUACCUCUCACAUGGGUGAGUGAUGUUCUCUCCCAGCUCAAUGAACUGGUGUCUCCAAAGAACAAGAUACUGGUCGUCACGGUUCUUGGAGUUCAGAGCACAGGAAAGUCCACUCUUCUUAACACCAUGUUUGGAGUGCAGUUUGCAGUCAGCACUGGCCGAUGCACUCGAGGUGCUUUUAUGUUGCUCAUCAGAAUCAAUGAAGAUGUCAAAAAAGUCCUCAACUGUGACUUCAUGGUCAUCAUUGACACUGAGGGCUUAAAGUCAGCAGAGCUUGCACAACUGGAUGAUAGCUAUGAGCACGACAAUGAGCUUGCAACACUUGUUGUGGGGCUGAGUGACAUCACCAUUAUCAAUAUUGCAAUGGAGAAUUCCACACAAAUGAAGGACAUCCUACAAAUAGUUGUGCAUGCGUUUCUCAGGAUGAAAGAGGUGGGCAAAAAGCCUAAAUGUCAGUUUGUUCACCAGAAUGUGUCAGAUGUUUCAGCCAAUGAGAACACCCUAAGAGAGAGGCAUCUGCUCUUGGAUCAGUUAAACGAGAUGACACAGGCAGCAGCCAAAAUGGAGAAGAAAGAAAAGAACAAGUGCUUCACUGAUGUCAUGGAGUACAACCCAGAAACUGGGAGCUGGUACAUUCCUGGACUCUGGAAUGGAAACCCACCAAUGGCACCAGUCAAUGAAGGGUACAGUGAAGCUGUAUAUCAGUUCAAGAAAAACAUCACACAGAUACUAGGAAACUGUGAGUCCUCUGCUAAUGACAUCUUGAAGUUUAAAGAGUGGAUGUCAAGCCUGUGGAAGGCAGUGAAGCAUGAAAACUUCAUCUUCAGCUUCAGAAACAGUCUAGUGGCUGAAGCAUACAUGAAGCUAUGCACAGAAUCCAACAAGUGGGAAUGGGACUUCAAAGAAUCCAUAUACAAGUGGAUAACUAAUGCCGAAACAAUCAUCUCAAAUUUAAGAACACCUGCUUCCAAAUCUGAAAUAGUUGACAUGAAAGAACUCAUAUUGAGUUUGAAAAGUGAAGUCUCGACAAAGCUGACGAAAUUGGAGGAAGAGCUUCUUGAAAAACUGAAAAACUAUUUCGAGCAAAAAGACGGCCAUCUCCAUUUCGUAGAAAGAUACAAAGAGGAAUUUGCAAACAGUGCAAGGAGUCUUCGAAGAGACAUGCAGAACUCUGUGUAUAGUCAACUCACAGCAGCGGCUGAAAUCAAACAGGGACAGACAGAAGUUCAAAAAAUCAAAGACAAUCACACAAAAGAAAUUGAAAAAGCAGUGUGUUUACUGAUCGAUGAAUGUCGAAAGAAAAACAUGCAGAUGGGAGAUGAAGAACUGAACCAAGAAUUUGGCAAGAUGUGGAAAGAAACAGUAAAGAAACUGUCUUUUUCCCAACAAAAGACAAAAAAUGUCUUUACCAGUGUCUCCCACUACUUAAGAAUAAAUCUCUCGCCUAAAGGAAGUCAUGCAUGUGAAUUGCUGAGCAAAAGAAACUUGCAAGAUUGUGGCAAAACGCAUUUCAAAUAUACAGCCAAAGGACCGGUUGAAAAUUUAAAAAAGAUGAUAAGAAAAAUGACACCCUUUCAAGAUCCCAAAAUCAGGCUACACAAUAUAGCUGACAACAUCAUAGAUGAAUGCAUUCAGUAUAUGAAGGAAAAAGACGAAACAGAAGAGCAUGAAGCAGAGGCUCCUGAAGCAGAUGCAAAAAAAAAAAAAGACUACUCUGAUGCUUACAUCCAAGAGAUCCUUCGCAUAGUUGAUGAGAGGCUGCAAAAGAAUCAGGAUGUAACCGUAGGCAUUGAGUUUGAAGUUUCUCUAAAACAGCACAUCUGUGGCAUUGCAGCCAGACACUUUCAGAAAAUGCAUGAAGAUUUCCUAAAGGAGAAUGACCCGUACUUAUGUCUGAACAAAAACAAAGGAAUGUUUUUUGAUAGUUUUAAAGAUGUGUUCAAGCAACAAGACCAGAGCCAGAAGAAGGCAGAAGAAUUCACCAAACAAUGUUUGAAGCCUGCAGUUGAAAACUUUGUCUACAGUAAACUGGGUCCUGAUAUCAUUUGUGAAAUGAGGAAACAAUCACAGUUCAAUGCAAGAGUCUACUCCCAGUAUGAGAUUUUACUGGAUUUGCUCUCAAAGCACAGCUUUAGGGAGUACGCAAGGUACAUUCGCUCAUAUGAGGGAUAUGUAAAGAAGUGGAUACUUGACCAAACAGUGAAACACUUAUCAAAAGAUUCUAAGAUGUUUGAGCUAGUGGAUCAGCAUCUUGACUCAAGUAUCAGCUGCAUAAAGGUUGCAAUCCACAAGGCCACAAAGACAACAAGUGCUGACUUGAAAACAUUCAUUAACAACUUCUGUCAGGAACUUGGUGAUACACUGGUUAUUUCCCAGGAUGCACUUGGUGCUUUCAUGAUCCUGAACAAAGCAAACCAGGAACAAUUUGCUCACUGGUUCACAGAGUUUGUGAAUAAAAUGGAAAAAAUUCUAAAGCAAAAAUUUAAAAAAAGAGGCAUCCAGAGUAUACUUAAACAGCUUGAUGUCAAACCCCAGAAUGAGCUUUUCACACAAGUGAUUGGAUGUGGUAAACAGUGUCCCUUCUGUGCAGUGGCCUGUGUGCGCGGAGGUGGUGACCAUACUGUGCAUGAGGCUUCACUGCAUAGGCCAAAGGGUCUGAAUGGAUGGAUGGGGCUACAAACAGAAAAUCUGGUCACUGACAUAUGCUCGUCCUCUGUAUCGAGUGACAACCUAUUUUGCUGCGAUGCUACUAAAGGUGAAUAUCACUUAAACAAAAAUUACAGAGAUAUUUUCCCAGACUGGAACAUUCCUCCAGAUGGAAGCUACGAGGCAUCAGACUACUGGAAAUAUGUUAUGGCAAAGUUCAAUGAGGAGUUUGCAGAAGAACAUGGUUCAAAGCCUGCUGAUAUUCCUGCAAACUGGAAAGAUAUCACACGUCUGCAGGCAGAACAAAGUCUCAAAGUGUCAUUUAACAUGAACUGAGAGACAACAUGCUGUCUGAUUAGAGAAGUGCACCGGAUUAAUUCCCUUUGUUGGAACGUGUAGUUGUGACGCAACCUCCGCUUGGGGUUUCAUCCCAAGCUCUGCUUCGGCUAAUCGGCUCGUUGCUCCUUCCUUUUGCUUUAUUUUGAAGAAAUUGUACUUUCUUGAUUCUUGUCGUCCUUGGUAUGUACCCUCAGGUUUGAAUGCACUUAUUGUAAGUCGCUUUGGAUAAAAGCGUCAGCUAAAUGAAAUGUAAUGUAAUGUAAUGUAAAACACCUGCAAACGGACUUUCCUUGGUACGUAACAGCUCAGGACAGCCCGAGUUCCCAUGUGUCAACACGAAUCAGCUACUUUUUGUUAGUAUCUCGACUGAGAAGGACGGGGGGCUUGUUAUGAGUGUAGUAUGUUAGAUAAAACAUGCUAUAUAGAUAGAAUAAAACACCAACUAACAGGCUAAGCUUAUGAGAAUGGUGUCUAUUGUUCCCAAUGUGCUUCAGAGUUUUAUAUCAAUGUAUCGAUGUUAAUGCUGAUGCUAAUGGCUAAGGUAGUUGCUUGCUUGAUUCGCAGUGCAUUGUUUUGUUCAAUGUGUGAUUAAUGCACCAUUUCCACACUUAUUUACUUACUAUAUGCACCUAUUUAUUUAGACUGCGACUAUUUAAAAAAACAUCAUCUGUUUUUUUUUUUUGCAACACCUGUUGCUAGACUGGUUCAAGGACCAGCUGAGAGUUUGUUUAAGUAGUAAAGGUGCGUCUGUUGAUAUUCACGCCAUUCAGUUUGAGUCAAGUUAAUUCACUCUAAUAUGCUGUUUGAAGCACUUCUGUGUAACUGUACUGACUUUAUAAAAUCGUAUUCCUUCAAUAUGAACAUCAAAUAGAUCAAAAUGGCGAUUUAAAAGCGAUUGUAAACGGAUGUGUUACAGUUAAAGUGAUAAUUCCUUUGAUACUGCUAAAAUGUAAAUUUUAUUUUUUAUAAUAUUUCGUUAAUGUCAAAAGAAGUCAGUGAGGUGUCAUCUUGGAAAAUGUAGGAGAAUAGUAUAACUUACCUAUAUCUAGGUCAUCCUUCAUAAAAGCAAUGAGAAACAAUGAGGAUGUAAGGACAUAGAAUUUAAAGUAUCUCUAGGACAGCACAUCCGUGGAGUUGCAACCAGACAGAAAAUGCUCUAAGAUUUCCUUCAGGAGAAUGACACUUUCACAUGUAUGAAAAAAACCUGUACACUGGGUCCUGAUGUCGUCAGUAAAAUAAUAACAUGGCGGCCUCUGUAGAGGGGACCUGCUCCUGAUAUAAAUUUAAAGUAUUUAAAUAUAAAUGGCCCAUUCUAGGGUAAACAAAACUAAAAUUCUUACAACUUUGAAUAAUUUUUAAUAAUAAUCGAAACAAUGGAUGUUUGUUUUGUUGAUGUGUUGCACUGAACAUCACAUUUUGAAACUGAGUCUUUGUGUUGCACUUGCAGAAAUGAAAUCAAGUUUUUGUAUGAAUUCUGUUGCAUUUGAUACAUAUUUUUCAAUUGAACGUGAAUUUUUUUUUUCUUUUGGUGUGUUAUUAAUCAGUUUCAUGAUAACUUGUUAAAUAGCAUCGUAUAAUAAUAAUUAAGGAAAUGUAAUGGAUCUGUCGAGUUUUUUUCAAUAACCAAUAACUGUGAAUAAAGAAACAAACUCAGCA
This is a messenger RNA of Platichthys flesus (European flounder), 6717 nucleotides long. Its product is annotated as up-regulator of cell proliferation-like. Bases 280 to 5058 code for a protein of 1592 amino acids. The record is from RefSeq and is a predicted model, not a curated record. Gene Ontology annotation, molecular function: GTPase activity; GTP binding. The transcript has 4 exons. Lineage: Eukaryota; Metazoa; Chordata; Actinopteri; Pleuronectiformes; Pleuronectidae.